AUGAAAGGAGUUUCUAAAUUGAAAUAUAGGAUUGUGUAUUGUUCAGGUGAAGAUUAAGAUUAUCCUGUGACUGAAUUACUCACUCAAUCACCAUAAAGUAGAGGUUGGCAAGCACCAAAAUAUUGUGAAUAUCCACAAGAAAUAGCAAUUUAAUUUGUCAGUGCAGCAAGAGUUAGACAAGUUUAGUUCUUGUCUCAUCAUUGUAAGAUAUCUACAAAAGUAUCAUAUAUUUAAAUUGAUUUAGAUUGAACUUUAUGUUCACAUGCCAGAUAAGAAUAUACCUCCACAAUAUAAUCAAAUCAAAUAUAAGAAAUUAGGAUAUUUAUCACUUGAUUCCAAUGAGAAAGGAGGAUAUUAGGCAAGAGAAUUAAAAAGUGUCUAUAUUGACACACCAUGUUUAUUCAUGAAAUUUGUAUUUCAAAAAUGUUACGUGAAUAAAUUUAAUCUCUUUAAUUAAAUUGGUAUUAUUGCUUUGUCAGUGUUUGGUGAACCCCUUGAUUCCCCUCCUGGAUAUGGGUAAAUGAAAUAGAAAGAAUUUUAUAAUGAAAUUUAAUUUGAAACAUAAUUUGAUUAAAAUACACUUGAAAGACUGCGAAUGUUAGAGGAAGCUAAGGAUAAAGGUAUUUCUAUAAUAAAAUAAUUAGCGGUUUCAAGAGAAGAUUUCAUGGAAGCAAAAAGAAUAAAAGAGGCAAUAGAAAGGUUAAAAUAAAUAGGAGUUCAAUUAAGAACAUUAGAAGAGAGAAAGGCAGUGGCUAUUUAAAAUGAAGAUUAUGAUUCAGCUAAUAUUAUCAAAUAAGAAAUAGAAAAAUUAAGGAAUGCUGUUGCUCCAGAUUCUAUGAUACGUAGACCAGAUAGUGCAGUAAUAUUAUAUAUAUAUUAAAAUUUAGUAAUAUUAAUAACCUGUGUAUUAACCAUAAUAAUAAUUCUAAUAAUAAUAAUAAUAAUAGUAAUAAUAAUAAUAAUACUAUUAAUAAUAAUAAUAUUAACCACCACCAGUUUAAUCUUAAAUGGCUUAUGUUCCCCCUUAUUAAGCUCCUCCACCAUAGAUGCCUUUUUAAGGAGAUGAAAUGAUUUCAUAAUCAUAAUUUGAAGAAUAAAGAGCAGAUCCAUCAUAAAUGAGACAAAAAAGAGUUGCUAAAGAAUUAAAUUAACAUCAUGAAGAUAUGAUUGUACCAGCUGCUUUAAGGAAGUAAAACAAUAACUAAUAUCCUGAUGAUGAUAAAUAAUAAUAAUAAUAAUGUAUGAUCAAUUUUUAAUUAAAGAUACAACUGAACCAUUAACAGGAGACAGUCUAUAAAAAGCUGAACCAUUAAUACCUAUAUUGACAGAAGAAUUUUGUUAAAAAAUAUUUAGUAAAUAAUGGGGAGCUCGAGAAGAUGGAUUAAAAUGGUUAGAAGAAUAGAUUGGUAGACCAACUUAAGUCAAUUCUUAGGAUCCUUCUAUUUUCUUUUUAAGUUCAAUAGCAUCUAUAAAUUAUACUUUGAGUGAUAAAGUUGCAGCUGUUUCACUAAGAAGUUUAAGUGUAUUAUAAUCUUUAUUUGCAAAAUAUCCAAAAAUAAAAAUAAAUAAAAGUGCAGAAUUUAAUGAACAUAUUGAUGGAAUUUUAUAAUCUCUAAUGGAAAAAUUAGGAGAAUAAAGAAAGGAAUAAGCUGAAAAUGCAUUCUUGUAAAUGGCAGAUCAUCCAUCUGUUGGUCCUGCAAUUUGUGUUUAACAUUUAAUAAAAGGUUUUGUUGGAAAAUCUAAAUUACAAAGUUCUACUAAACAUAUUGUUGGGAGAUUAGCUAUGUUGACAGCACUAGUAAAGAAAUAUGAAAUCAAUAAUGCUAAUAUGCCAUAUUAACCAAUUGUUGAUUUUUCUGUAAAAUUGUUGGAUGAUAAAGUAUUUUGUAAUUAAAUUAAUUUAGAAUGAACCCAUUAGAACUUAAGCCAUCUUACUCUUGGUUGAAAUAUAUAAAUUUUCUGGAAAUAGACUUAAACAAUCUUUAACAAAUGUUAGAUAAGCAUAAUUAGAUGUUUUAGAAGAUUUUUUUAGUAAAAUUGAUGGAGGUGGAGAUAUUGAUGAUCAACCAUAAAUCAAUUAAUAAAGAGCUAUCAUUUAAACUAACAUUGAAACCUAAGGAGCUAAAAAAGGGAAUUAAAAUUAGAUGUAGAAUUAAAAACCAUAAUAAUAAAAAUAAUAAUAAUAAUAAUAAUUUGAAUAACAUAAUACAGCAAAAUGUGAUUAUUGUGAUAGAAUUGAUCCAUCAUUUAGAGAUUCAGAUCAAAUAGAUACACAUCUUUGGUCAGAAUGUCCUAUGUUAGUUACUUGUUCAUAAUGUGGAUAGGUUAUUGAAAUAGCUGAAUUAACUAAUCAUUUAUUGAGUGAAUGUGAUCAUAAAAGAAAAUUUAAGAGAUGUCCUAAAUGCAAAGAGGCUAUUCUAUUGAGUGGUUAUGAUAAGUAAAUAAUAAUUUGUAAUAUAAUUUAGACAUUUGGAGGAUUGCCGAGGUAGAAAUGAUAAUACAACAGUUAGAUGUCCAUUAUGUCAUUAAGAUUUGAAAUUGGAGAAGAAUACAUGGAAAAAUCAUUUAAUAAAAUAAGGAUGUUUAAAUAAUGAAAGAACUGCCGGUUGA
Paramecium primaurelia is the source of this 2610-nucleotide messenger RNA. Lineage: Eukaryota; Ciliophora; Oligohymenophorea; Peniculida; Parameciidae. The record is from the annotation of a GenBank genome assembly.